Messenger RNA from Microthlaspi erraticum, 336 nucleotides. The record is from the annotation of a GenBank genome assembly. NCBI's taxonomy places the organism in Eukaryota, Viridiplantae, Streptophyta, Magnoliopsida, Brassicales, Brassicaceae.
AUGCCAACCAAGGAGCGGAGCUCUGACGUUCAUGCAAAACCAAGCAUAAAAGGGUCUGACGUUCAUGCGAACCCGGCGCAAGCAACAACUCUGGCGAUCAUAGUGAACCCGGCGAAAGCAACAACUCCGACAUUCACGCAAAACCCGACGCAGGCAAGAAGGAACAAGGACUUGACCGUCAUCUUCUCCGACAGCUCAUUCACCUAUGCGAUCAAGGCAUCGUUCGAUGCCAAGGUGCGAGGAUCACAAGUGCCGGCUUGUGUGUUCGCGACAUCCCAGCCAAGCAGAAACCGCGAACAACGGAGGAAGCCAAACUCAACAAUUCCCUUCUGUUAG